AUGUAUACUGCAUUCGACCUUGCCAUGGCUGCCACCACCGCAUACUUGAAGACCAAGGGGCGACUUCCCGAGUCCGCCGUCAUCCCGGCCGCAGAUCAAGUGGCGCUCCUCGACAACAUCCUGAAGGACCUCUAUGACUACCUAGAUCGCUACGUGAUCCCAAAAGACCCGCUUUCGACCGCAAACGGCGGCGCGGCGGCAGCGGAAAUGUUCGCUGGUCUCGGUCAUCAUCUCCGCUUCCUCAGGCGCAUCUUCGCACUCGAAAUUCCUUCCCGUUCGGUUCCUCUUCCUCCUUUCCCCGUUCCAUCGAACCCCUUCUCCGUCACGCUGACACAGGCUGCCGUCGGAUCUCUUCUCCGCCCUCCGUGCUUCUAUCUUCACCGAAUGAGGAGGCGAAUUCCGACGGAAAGGAUCCAAUUUUGCACUCUUCCCGCGCAACCUGAGCAUUCCGAUGCCAGCCCUUAUCUUUCCGUUCGCAUUCGGUGCCUCAAGCGCGACGCUGAUAUGCUUUCUGAUGCUUUAUUGUGCUUUGGUGCCAAUUCUGCUAGUAUGGAUGAAUUAAGUGAUUCCCAUGAUCUUGAUGAGAUAUGGAUAACCUGCAUUUUUGCAGAUCACCAAGAUGUGUAUACAUGCAUUUCACAGGCCGUUGGUUCAUUUGGUUUGAACUAUGUACCUAAGUAUGAAAUCUCAGCUGGAAAAAUCUGUGACUGGACAACAAAUGUACAGGAAAGUUUUCAUCCAAUUGAAGUUGUUACUGGUCUAUGGAUUGUUCCCAAAUGGAGAGAACCCCCGGAUUUACAAGCGACAAAUAUAAUACUUGACCCAGGAAUGGCUUUUGGGACAGGGGAACACCCAACUACGAAAUUGUGUUUGAUGUUGCUACACAGGCUGCUUCAUGGUGGAGAACUACUCUUAGAUUAUGGCACUGGAUCUGGAAUUCUAGGAAUUGCUGCGGUGAAGAUGGGAGCUUCCUCAUCUGUCGGAAUAGAUAUAGACCCGCAAGCCGUCAUUUCUGCUCGUGAAAAUAUGGCAUUGAAUGGUAUAAGCUCCAGCAAAAUGUCGGUUUACCUGGUUCCAAACGAGACUGGCACCAGCAAUGCUGAUGAAGAGACCAAGAAUCCAGAAAAGAGGACUUUGCUUGGCUUUCAACCAGAUUGUUCAAAGGGGAAAUUUGAUUUUAUCAUAGCAAAUAUACUCCUCAAUCCUUUGAUCGAAUUGGCAGUCGACAUUGUUUCUUAUGGAAGGCCCGGUUCAAACAUCGGUCUAUCAGGAAUCCUAUCUGAACAGGUGCAACAAAUCAAGGAAAUUUAUUCUCAAUAUCUGGAAAAUAUCUCAGUAUCUGACAUGGAAGGAUGGGCCUGCAUCCAUGGUACAAAAAAAGAGAAGUUGGACAUGUAAAACCAUUAACCACCUGAAGGCUAACUUGUAAGGAAUAUCAAUGUCUUCAACAAGUAGAAGCAUACAUCCUCUAGAAUUUUGUUCUAAGUAUAGUUUUGUGGUGUACAGUUGUAGUCAAUUUUAAUGGCAAUUCACAACCCAGGAAUACAAAAGUUUUGCAGAAAACUGAA
Molecule: messenger RNA, 1568 nt
Organism: Zingiber officinale
Lineage: Eukaryota; Viridiplantae; Streptophyta; Magnoliopsida; Zingiberales; Zingiberaceae
Product: ribosomal protein L11 methyltransferase-like
Exons: 8
Coding region: 1-1398 (465 amino acids)
Biological process (GO): peptidyl-lysine trimethylation
Cellular component (GO): mitochondrion
Molecular function (GO): protein-lysine N-methyltransferase activity
Source: RefSeq, a predicted model, not a curated record